UUGAAGGCAGUUUUGGGGGUAGCGACUUCAAAAUUUCCUUAAAGCUUCAACGUUCGCUCCUUCCCUAAACAAUCGCAACCCUUCUCUCUGUCUCUCUUUCUCUUAAACUCAACGCACUCAAACUCAACAGUUUAACGGACACUUAACUUGCCAAAGAACUAAGGCCAUGGCCUUAACUUUUGAUUUGUAGAGAAGGAAGUUGAAUUUCUUCUCUUGCAUUCUGCAACCCUCUCUCUCUCUCUCUCUCUAGAAUUAGGGUUUUGGAGAAUUACACUCGAAAAGCGGGAAAGGUUGAAGUUUUUCACUUGCAGAGCAUACGAUUGAAAUUCUUCUCUGUAUUGUGCCACUCCUCUUAAAAGUUUCUCUGUGGAACUAGGGUUUUCGAUAUUUAUAUCUACAAGACUCAUAGAGAGCCACCUUUUCAGUUGCAGAGAAGAGAAAUUUCUUCUCUUCUUUCUGGCUCACUCUGUAACGUUCUCUCUGGCGUAAGGGUUAGGGUUUCCUUUUUCCUUCCAAAUAACUUGAAGCAAAUGAAGGACCUCCAUAGCUUAGCAACCCCCAAUUUCCAGCUCUGUGUACCCUCUGCUAAAACCCCACAUUUUGAAACCCAUAUUUGAAACUCUCGCGUGAGACUAACUAAUACUCAUGCUUUUGCCCUAGCUCCGAAAGCCUAAACCUAGUCCACCUUCCAUGGAAAAGCGUGCAGAAGAUGAGUGGGAGGUUUGCAAUGAAGAUGGAUUCAUCUACAAGAGGAGGAAGAAGGAAACCUCAGCCGCUCGUGCUGGACCGGCGACUGAUCCAACGGUGGAGAUGAGGCAUAUGAAACUUCUGAAGAAAAGGGCUUUGCUAAAAAUGAAGGAGGGGUACAUUAGAGAGAUAAAACAAUGGGAAGAUCUCUCUCUUCAAUUGCAAAAGAUGAGAGAAAAGAGCCAAGCUUUGGCUGAGAAUUCCCCUGGUCAACCAGAAAGUCCUCUUCCACGUUUGCCUGAAAACAAUUUCAGGCCAUUGAUUGACGAUCUUCUGUUCCAGGCAGAAGUUCAAGAGGCGAUUCUACAGGAUUUCUCGAAUCUCUGUCAAAUGGCGGACGCGCUCUGUGAAGCUGAGGAGAAUCGUCAAAAACAGGCGUUGAUUGACCUUCCAAUAUGGGAAAAUCCAUUAUCCAUCAUGAACUCUUUAGCAGAGCUUGAAGGAGAUGCUAACCAGAGAACCUGAAAGUCAUCUCCCCUCUCUCUCUUUCUGUAUCAUGGCCUAUUUAACAGAGCUUGAAAAGACCAGGUCAUUAACCAGAAAGCCUGGAAUCUCUCUCUCUCGCUCUUUCUCAUAUUGAUUUAUAUUUUUCUUCAAGGCAGUGUUUUGCAUCUGAAUCUAAGAACUCAUGCAAGCAUUCUCUGUAGAAGAUGAGAUUGCAUGGCGUGAUGAGGAGUGAAAAAUUACUGGGCAAUGAAUUUAGCUGCUCCCGUCUCUUGAUAU
Amborella trichopoda is the source of this 1470-nucleotide messenger RNA. Its product is annotated as cryptic loci regulator. NCBI's taxonomy places the organism in Eukaryota, Viridiplantae, Streptophyta, Magnoliopsida, Amborellales, Amborellaceae. The record is from RefSeq and is a predicted model, not a curated record.